Molecule: messenger RNA, 848 nt
Organism: Xenia sp. Carnegie-2017
Lineage: Eukaryota; Metazoa; Cnidaria; Anthozoa; Malacalcyonacea; Xeniidae
Product: nuclear cap-binding protein subunit 2-like
Exons: 4
Coding region: 88-558 (156 amino acids)
Biological process (GO): mRNA cis splicing, via spliceosome
Cellular component (GO): nuclear cap binding complex
Molecular function (GO): RNA cap binding
Source: RefSeq, a predicted model, not a curated record
AGAAGACCACGAACACGAAGGACAGCCCUCUCACUUUUUCAAAGUAAUACUUCAUUUAUAAAGCGCGAAGUGUAACAAUGUGUUGAAAUGGCUGGCCUGAGUGCUUACAGGGACCAACGUUGGAAGGGAUCAAGGGAUGAGCUAGAAGCAAAGCUGGAAAAAUCUUGCACGCUCUAUGUCGGUAAUUUGGCAUUUUACACGACAGAAGAACAAAUUUACGAACUUUUUUCUAAAGCAGGGGAAGUAAAACAAGUCAUCAUGGGUCUUGACCGCAUUAAAAAAACUCCAUGUGGCUUUUGCUUUGUUGAAUAUUAUGAACGUGAAGAUGCUGAAAGUGCAACAAGAUACAUCAAUGGAACCAGACUGGAUGAUAGAAUCGUAAGGACAGAUUGGGAUGUUGGGUUUGAAGAAGGCAGGCAAUAUGGAAGAGGAAAAUCCGGAGGACAGAUUCGUGAUGACUACAGAACCAGUUAUGAUCCUGGUAGAGGUGGUGUUGGCAAACAAAAUAUACUGGAUGGAAAUCUUGCAAAAACUCCAUCUCAAAGUAGACCACUAUGAUAAAUUUUAUUUUUAUAGAUACAACUCUCCCCAAAACACUGUGAAUGAAUAUAAAUGGUAAAAAUUGGCUUUAACUUUAUCAACAUUUAAUUUUUAAUCCAACCAAAAAUAUACAAGAGGUUCCAUUGUAUACAUAUUAUGUUAGAUCUACUAAGAAAUAUUCCCGUCUUGAAUUUAUCAUAUAUUUAUGUGAUGACAGAUAAGCAUUUCAUACAUCUUAAUUUACAACUGCUUUCUAGCACAUGUAAUGUACAGUAUAAUAAACAGCCACAAUAUUUGUCAUUUUUCAA